Molecule: messenger RNA, 3225 nt
Organism: Drosophila innubila
Lineage: Eukaryota; Metazoa; Arthropoda; Insecta; Diptera; Drosophilidae
Gene: Syngr
Product: synaptogyrin
Exons: 5
Coding region: 486-1205 (239 amino acids)
Cellular component (GO): synaptic vesicle membrane; neuromuscular junction
Source: RefSeq, a predicted model, not a curated record
AUUAAUAAAAUAAAAUUGGUGUGUUUUGUGUGUUUUGUUUGUUUUGAAUAACCGUUACAAGUUGUGCGGUUUUGCACGCGAGUUUGUCAUAAGACAGGAAUAAAACCUUAGAUUAUACCAGUUUACAGUUUUGCGAUUUCUGGUGUGCUGUAAUCUUCUAUUAUUGCGAUAUACUAAAACAUAGCACAAAUACAGACACAAACGCACAGCUCGCGAUUUUAUACACACACACAAACACAGUCACACACACAAGGUCCAAGACGCCCCCUCAUUGCCCUUGAGCUGGCGUUGUAAGAAUCAUUCGAUUUUUCACAACAAGACGUGAAAAACACGAGAAAAAAGAAAUAAAAAAGGAAAAACUAACCACAACGACUGACGCACGCGUUUACUAAAUAUACAAAAAUAAUACAUUUAUACAAUUAAAUAAAUAAAUAUAAAACAAAGCAAAUAUAUUGCAUAUCGGAAGAAAGUAGUAAGCAUCGGAAAUGGAUGUACUCAAUCAAAUACUCAACAUUAAUGCUGGCGGUGCCUAUGGCGGGGGCAAGGCUGGUGGCGCCUUCGAUCCACUUACGUUCGCCAUGAAACCUCAAGUUGUCAUACGCGCCCUCUGCUGGCUCUUUUCCAUUGUGGUCUUUGGCUGCAUAUCCUCGGAGGGCUGGGUGGAAAAAGACGGCAAGGACUAUUGUCUUUAUAAUAACGAUGGUAUGGCCUGUAAAUAUGGCAAUACCAUUGGAGUUUUUGGCUUUCUCGCCUCAAUGGGAUUCAUUGGAGGCGAAUUUCUGUUCGAACGCAUGUCAUCGGUGAAGAGCAGAAAGCGUUACGUCAUGGCGGACAUGGGAUUCUCAGCUCUUUGGGCCUUUUUGUACUUUAUCGCGUUCUUCUAUUUGUGGUCCCAGUGGAGCUCAGCUCCUAUGCCGCCGUAUGGAAUUGGUGCCGGAAGCAUGAAAACAGCUAUUGUCUUUUGCUUCUUCAACAUCUUCAGCUGGGCUCUUUGUGCAUUUAUGGCCUAUAAACGUUUUUUGAUUGGCGCUGGCGAUGAGUUCACCUCGGCCUUUGAGACUGACCCGGCCAAUGUGGUGCAUCAGCAGGCAUACAGCUACUCCAUGGACAACGACAAUGAGCAGUAUAGCGCCUCGCCAUUUGGUCAGCCACAGCAGGGCAUGGAACAACAGUCUGGCAUGGAGUAUCAACAACCCACCUACUAAGCGUAUUUGAUAGCCUUCAGUGCGGGCAAGUUGUACUCCUCCUCCGUGUGUGUGUGUCGACACACUUUUAUUGGUAGUGCAAAUGGCAAAAACAAUUUUUACACCAACUAUUUACAACUAUAGUACACAUGUUGGCUUAACUUAAUACACCGAUGUCAAGCAUAUACGAACAACAACAAAUAAAACACAAGAACAACAACAACAAAAACAACAACAAUGCCAUGCAUUUGCUUCAGCAAGGAAAAGGAGUUUGGAUAGCUGAAAACUGCUUAGUUUAAAAGCCCUAUCCUUAUACAGAAUAAUAUUAAUGAUAAUAAUUUAUAAGAUAGCCCCUUAAGUUCUGUGUGCAGUUUUUGUAGUGAAAAUUUGUUGCAAUACUUAUAUACGAUUAUGAUGUAUACAGAUUAUAUAUAUAUAUUAUAUAUACUGCAAAUACUAUAUAAUUAUGCUUUAAACGUUGUUAGUUAUUUAGUGUAUGUAUUUUAUUAAUUUUUCUUGUGCAAGACCCUGGCCCUCAAUACUCAACUUUGGGUUUUUUGGCUUGCUUACGAUGACAAUAGCUUGACAACAACACGACGUAUAAAAAAUAAGCAAAGCAAAGCUAAAAUGUUUUUUAGACAAAUUUACACACCGUCGGUACAGUAAAAUGAUAUAGUAAUUGACCCACACUAGUUAACUAGCAGACAUCAUAAAAUACUGCUCAAAACAUAUCCUUUUAAAAACAGAUUUCUUCUACAUACUCCUUUGAUCUCUAUUCGCAAAAUAGUUCUUUGUAGUGCCCGAAAUCUUCAGGAUCCGCGGCCAGGGUCGCUUAAACUUAGCGCAUUGAUAGAAACAAUAAAAAUUCAACGCCAAAUUGUAAAUUCUAAAAUUGAAAAUAACAAACAAUUGUUAAACUACAAAAAAUGUGUGAAAAGCUCAGCAAAAAGUAUUUACAAAUAUAUUAUAAAUGAGUUUUUGUCUUGGGGCAAUUAAAUAUUUCUGAAAAUAGCCGAUUUUUUUCAGGAUUUUGCCGAAUUCCAGGUCGGAAAGUUUGAUUUCAAAAUUUAAGUUAAGAACCCAAACACUUGAAUAUCAGUAUUAAAUUUAACACUUAUAUUUGUUAAAAAAUUUAGUAUUAUUUUUUAUAUACUUUCUAAUUUGAUUACACUAAUUUGUAUCCAAUUUUAUUUAAAUUCUUUUUAAAAAAGUCCCAAGGCAAUUGUUGGCCCAAAUAUGAAAUGUAUAGUAAAAUAAAUUGAAUAAAAAUAUUCGUACUAUGCAAUUGAAAAAUAAUCAAUAUCAAUGAAUGUAAACAUAUUUAAUAAAUAAACGUAAAUGUUUGUUUAGUGCAACAUCAAAUAACGGUAAAGUACAUAAGUAUUUGUUAAAUAAAAAAAUAUAUACAUAUAAAAAUACACUUACAUAGAUGUGUAUAUACAUUAUUUAUUUGUGUAUUGUGUAUGUACGUUUAUAAAAGCUGGCUAUAUUUAUAUGUAAGUUGUACGUGCAAAUGGCUAUGCAAAACCAACAGAUAAAAGUUUUGUUCUAAAAUUUGAAUUCAAUCGAAAUUUGCUGCAGGGAAUAACUGCAAAUUAUUGAAAUAUUCGUAUAAACUUUAACUGAAAAGUAAUGAUAAUCGAGUUUUGAAACAGCAAUUAGUUCCGUUUGCGCAAAUUUUAAACAAUGUCGAAAUUUGGAACGCUUUUUAUUUUAAAAAAGACAGUUCAUUGAGAAUUCAACUUGAAGCCAAACAACACAACAUUCAAAUUCUAUGUAAAUUUAUAAAUUAAUCAUGUAGAAAUCGUGAGCGUUAAAUAAUUAAAAAAAAGUUAUGCAUUCAAGGACACACAAGUUGAGAAACAAAAAAUAUUACUAGUAAUUACCCCGGUACAAAAGGCAUCCUGAAAUUGAAGCUAAAUUAGAAAUGUACUUGUUUGAAAAUCAUUGAACAAUAAUGUAAUAAAACCAAUCCCAACUAAAAAAAAGGAAAAAAAUUCAAUAAAUUAUAACACAUAUUUUUAAAAAUCAAAACCAAUAA